AUGUUCAAUGCCUUGGUUGAUGUUUUACUGCGCUUUACAAGAGACAAGGAACUGAAAGCCAAGGAAAAACAACCCCAGAAGAAAAUUAACGAAAGAAGGAAGAAGGAAGAUGAGAAGCAAUGUGAAGAUGAAAAGACACCAGUGUGUAACUACAAGCUUCGCUUUAUAUUCACAUCCAGAACCUACAACUGGAAUGAAGGAUGUGCAAGAUUACAUCAAUUCAAAGUAAAUCUGUUUAAGCCUGAAACCAUUGUUGAUAUGAUCAAGAUUUGUUUAACCACAGAAGAAAAGAAACAUAUUCUGACAUUGUUCAGGAAAUGCCAAAUGUGCGAUAUCUCCAAUAAGGACAUGAAAACCAUUACUCAGUUACAAGACAGCAGGUUUGGCUUUCCUCUGAUCUGUAAACUGUACUGUACAAACCCAGCCUUCCAGAUGUACAACAUAAUUGACUUCUUUCAGAAACCUGUGACCUACUUGAGAGGUGACCUUGACACCAUUGUCCGUGAAGGCAGAAGCAGGUCGGCAGCUCUCGUUCUCCUUGUUCUGUGUGGAGGGAAAUUGAACCUUGCCUCUUUUAAGGGGAAGGAGAAGAGUCUCGCUGAUCUGUUUCAGGCUGUAAAGGAGGAUGUCGCGUGUUGCACUCGGACAGACAUUGGCAGGGAGAUCAGCAACUUUACUGGCACCUACUGUACAGUGGAGAAUCAUGUAGCCUCCUUCUCUCAUCCAUCCAUCUAUGAUGCUGCAGCAUGUGCCUUGGGGAAUCUCAAUGAAGAUCUGUUACUGGAACAUUGCUCCCUGCAGUUUUUAUAUGAAAGAGUGAGGCUGAACAAGGAUGAUCACCUAAAGACAACCCACACUGAUGAUGUCACAAACAUGAUCUACAUCACCUCAAGUCUCCACCCGUUAGUGAUCAGCAGAUUGGUGGAGGGUGUCCGAGAAGGAUGCUUCAGGUGGACAAUAGGCCACCCUGUAUUCAGCAGUGCUCAAAUAGUCUCCGACUUCUUGACACAGAUGAUGACAGACUUGCCAGAUGUUGUUCACAGGAAGGAUAAGAGCUCAGGGGAAUGUUUUCUGUAUUGGGUUUCACUGUCAACUAACCAUUCACUGUUUGAACACACAGUGUCACUGAUGUGUGGAGAGGGAAGCCUUUCACAUUCUGUACUCGCUGACUUCUAUGAGAGUAUCAUAGGCUGUACACAACAUGGCAAUCUCAGGCACCUGCAACAUAUUGCUGCUGUACUCAAACAACAUGGGAAAUACGAUGUAGACAGGAGGACAAAGGGAGAGAGGACUCUGUUGAUGAUUGCUGCUGAGACAGGACACUUGGGUGUGUUCAACUUCCUCCUCCAAGAGGGAGCUGAUGUUUCAGCAACAGACAAAGAUCGUUACAACUGUCUUCAUCUUUCAUGUAAAUCAGGAGGGAAAGAUGUCGUAAAUGUUAUCAUUGAGAGGUUUCAACACCUCAUCAAUGGCCCUGAUAGUAAUGGAAACACCCCUGUUAUGGUGUGUGCUGAGUCACAGCAGGUUGAAAUCCUCAAGUUCCUUGUUUCACAAAAAGCAGAUCUUACUCUCAGUAAUUAUGUCAAUGAAAACGCUUGCCACAUAGCAUGUAUCAAAGGCCAUGUAUCGGUUGUAGAGUAUCUGCUGACAUGUGAACACAUAACCAUAGACAUGCGAGGAGGGUGUUGGCAUCAAACAGCAGUCAUGAUGGCAGCUGAAGGAGGACGCUCUGAUGUUUAUGAUCUUCUUGUGUUGGAGGGAGCUGAUCUGUCACUAACUGAUGGAGACAACAUGGACUGCCUGAUGUUGGCAUCUGAAAGAGGACACUAUCAUGUUUAUAAUCUUCUUGUGUUGGAGGGAGCUGAUCUGUCACUAACUGAUGAAGACAACAGGGACUGCCUGAGGUUGGCAUGUGAUGGAGGUAACGUGUCUAUAGUGAAACACCUCCUGUCAUUAAAAACAUUUGACAUCAAGAGACGAGGGGGUGGGUCUAACCAAACAGCAGUUAUGAUGGCAGCUGAAAGAGGACUCUAUGAUGUUUAUAAUCUUCUUGUGUUAGAGGGAGCUGACCUGUCACAAUCUGAGAAAUACAACAGUGACUGCCUGAUGUUGGCAUGUGAGGGAGGUAACGUGUCUACAGUGAAACACCUCCUGUCCUUGAAAACAUUUGACAUCAAGAGACGAGGGGGUGGGUCUAACCAAACAGCAGUUAUGAUGGCAGCUGAAAGAGGACUCUAUGAUGUUUAUAAUCUUCUUGUGUUGGAGGGAGCUGAUCUGUCACUAACUGAUGAAUUGAACAGGGACUGCCUGAUGUUGGCAUGUGCGAAAGGUAACGUGUCUAUGGCGAAACACCUCCUGUCCUUGAAAACAUUUGACAUCAACAGACGAUGGUUGUUGAAUCACACAGCAGUUAUGUUUGCAGCUGAAAGAGGACACUAUCAUGUUUAUAAUCUUCUUGUGUUAGAGGGAGCUGAUCUGUCACUAACUGAUUUUGACAACAGGAACUGCCUGAUGUUGGCAUGUGAUGGAGGUAACGUGUCUAUAGUGAAACACCUCCUGUCCUUGAAAACAUUUGACGUCAACAGACGAGGGGGGUCACGGAAACAAACAGCAGUUAUGAUGGCAGCUGAAAGAGGACAGAACUGCCUGAUGUUGGCAUGUGAGGGAGGUAACGUGUCUAUAGUGAAACGCUCCCUGUCCUUGAAAACAUUUGACAACAACAGAAGAGGGGGAUGGUCUAAACAAACAGCAGUUAUGAUUGCAGCUGAAAGAGGACACUCUGAUGUUUAUGACCUUCUUGUGUUGGAGGGAUUUGAUCAGUCACUAACAGAUGAAGACAACAAUGAAUGUGGACAUGUGAGGCAUAUAUAA
Molecule: messenger RNA, 2871 nt
Organism: Haliotis rufescens (red abalone)
Lineage: Eukaryota; Metazoa; Mollusca; Gastropoda; Lepetellida; Haliotidae
Product: ankyrin-3-like
Exons: 3
Coding region: 1-2871 (956 amino acids)
Molecular function (GO): protein binding
Source: RefSeq, a predicted model, not a curated record